AAAAUGUGGAAUCGAUUAUUUAUUUUUACUAUUGGCAGUCCUUAUCUGACUAACUAGGAAGUGUCAAAAUUUGCAAAGUAGCAAGGGAAAUCAUCUUAUUUUUAUCGACCUAAAAGUACUGUAGUUCAAAUAAGUAUUGAUAAUUUAAUUCCUCAGAUCAGGAAAAUGGUUGUGUUAGUGAUGUAGUUGUGAACUUAACAGCAGUGAAAAAUCACCAGGAUCCUCCAUAGGUGUAGACAAAAUAUUUAAAUAUAUAUUUUUGUGUAGAUAAAAACAUCAACAGCAUAUGUCAACUAUGGAUUCCACAGUGAGCAGUUCUAGUCCUCCUUUAGAUUUAAAUUCAACACAAAAUACCGAGAUAGUAGAAUCUGCUCUAGAACAUGAUCCAAUAUUCUUACAAACUAAAUUAUGUCAAACUGUAGCUGGGCUGUUUGUCUGGGCAGCUCUAUUUUUGACCUGUAGUCAAAUCUAUCAUCAUCUCAGGUGGUAUACAAAUCCCUCUGAACAACGUUGGAUCGUAAGGAUACUAUUUAUUGUACCAAUUUAUGCUAUAUACUCAUGGAUAAGUCUCUUAUUCUUCAACUCACAUACCUACUAUGUAUAUUUCUUCACAGUUCGUGAUUGUUAUGAAGCAUUUGUAAUCUAUAACUUUUUAUCCCUAUGUUACGAGUACCUAGGAGGAGAAUCAAAUAUUAUGUCUGAAAUCCGGGAAAAACCUAUUAGAUCUAGCUGUAUGUUUGGUACUUGUUGUCUAAAUGGAAAGACUUACACCAUUGGAUUUUUAAGGUUUUGCAAACAAGCAACCCUACAGUUUUGUCUGGUAAAACCUAUAAUGGCGUUUAUAAUUAUAUUCUUACAAGCUUUUGGGCACUAUAGAGAUGGAGAUUGGAGCCCUGAUGGUGGUUAUUUAUACAUUACCAUAAUAUAUAAUAUAUCUGUAUCUCUUGCCUUAUAUGGAUUAUUCUUAUUCUAUUUUGCUACCAGAGACCUGCUUACACCUUUUGAACCAGUAUUGAAGUUUUUCACAGUUAAGUCUGUUAUAUUUUUAUCAUUUUGGCAAGGAGUUGCUUUAGCCAUCCUCGAAAAGGCUGAUGUUAUUUCUCCUAUGGUAGAUAGUAAUGGAGUACGCACAUAUGGAACAGUUUCUGCAGGUUACCAAAAUUUUCUAAUUUGCAUCGAAAUGUUCUUCGCCGCUGUAUCUUUAAGAUACGCAUUUCCUUACAAAAUCUAUGCUCAAGGGUGCCGAGCCGACUCAAGAGGACGAUCAGUUACGAUGCAGAGCAUUUCAAGCAGUCUCAAAGAAACCAUGAAUCCCAAGGACAUUAUGACUGACGCCAUCCACAACUUCCAUCCUCAAUACCAACAGUAUACUCAGUACAGCUCAAAUGUGAUCUCGCGACAACCUUACGAAAGUUUGUGACAAACACAGUUCAGUGAUGAUUAACUAAGUUUACUUGGUUAGUCAUUCACUGAGCUGCAUUCCUUACGUACUUAUCUACAAAAUAAUGCUUUACGAUCUAAUUUAUUUUAAGAAAUACAUAUAAUACAGAAAGUAUCUUUUAUCUUAUUAUUGAUGUUAGUCGAAAUUACAUUUAAGAUCUAGAUAAAGGGAAAACUAAGCUUUUGAAUUGCUCCGCGUCUGAUUAAAAUAUGCAAACAUUUGAUUAAUAAGAUUGAAUUUCAUUCAAUUUGAACGCAUUCUCAUACUUCUCAGUCUUUCUUACUUAUUUCUAACUUCAUUUUAUUUCACUUUUUUUUAUUUCUUCCUAUAGUCGAAGCAAUAAAGCACUGAACCUCUGAAAAAAAAAGGACAAGACGGAUCUUAGUAUGUAAUUCUUUUUGCAUUCGAUUCGUGAAUGAGCCAGGAAACUUGGUGACCCCUAGCCAUGAGAUAAUAUUGAAAAACUGCAUACAAAAAAUGCAUUCUUAAAGUGUAUCUCAAACAGACAAUAAAAAAAAUUCAGAACUCGUCAAUUAUCGGCGGAAAUGAGUUCAAUUUUGUUACCCUGGGGGUUUUUGAGGUCGUUGAAAACGAAUAUGACGUCAAAAGUGAUCUCCGGAGUACCUGGUGCCAAGGGUACCUACUGUGUACCUCGUCUUGUGGAGUUUUCGGCAAAUUCAUUAAAAAUUAGUCAAAAAUCAUUACUCGGGGGUUUUUGGGGCCGCUAACGACGAAUAUGACAUCGGAAGUGAUUUUCGGAGUACUUGGUGCACAGGGUACCUACUGUUUACCUCGUUUUGCGGAGUUUUCGGCAAAAAAAUUAGUCAAAAAUAAUUACUCGGGUGUUUUUUGGGUCGCUAACGACGAAUAUGACAUCGGAAGCGAUCUCCGGAAUACCUGGUGCCCAGUGUACCUACUUCUUAUGGAGUUUUCGGCAAAUUCAUUAAAAAAUUAGCCAAAAAUCAUUACUCGGGGUUUUUGGGUCGCUGACGACGAAUAUGACAUCGGAAGUGCUCUACGGAGUACUUGGUACCCAGGGUACCCACUGUUUACCUCGUUUUCUGGAGUUUUUGGCGAAUUCAUUAAAAAAUUAGUUAAAAUCCAUUACUUGGGGGUUUUUGGGGUCUCUGACGACGAAUAUGACAUCGGAAGUGAUCUCCGGUGUACCUGGUGCCAGGGUACCUACCGUUUAUAUUGUAACUAAUGAUGUUUGACUAAUUUUUUAAUGAAUUUGCCGAAAACUCCAGAAAACGAGGUAAACAGUAGAUACCCUGGGUACCAGGUACUCCGUAGAUCACUUCCGAUGUCAUAUUCGCCGUCAGCAACCCAAAACCCCCCGAGUAAUGAUUUUUGGCUAAUUUUUUAAUGAAUUUGCCGAAAACUCCAUAACAAGUAGGUACCCUGGACACCAGGUAUUCCGGAGAUCGCUUCCGAUGUCAUAUUCGUCGUUAGCGACCCCAAAAAUCUCCGAGUAAUUAUUUUUGACUAAUUUUCUACUAAAUUUUUUGCCGAAAACUCCACAAGAGAGCUAAACAGUAGGUACCCUGGGCACCAAGUACUCUGAAAAUCACUCCCGAUGUCAUAUUCGUCGUUAGCGGCCCCAAAAACCCCCCGAGUAAUGAUUUUUGACAAAUUUUUUAAUUAAUUUUAAUGACGAGGUAAACAGUAGGUACCCUUGGCAACAGGUACUCCGGAGAUCACUUUUGACGUCAUAUUUGUUUUCAACGACCUCAAAAACCCCCGAGUAACAAAAUUGAACUCAAUUCCGCCGAUAAUUGACGAGUUCUGAAUUUUUUUAUUGUCUGUUUGAGAUGCACUUUAAGAAUGCAUUUUUUGUAUGCAGUUUUUCAAUAUUAUAUCAUGGCUCCGGUUCACAAAGUUUCCUGGCGCAUUCACGAAUCGAAUGCAAAAAGAAUUAUUAAGAUCCGUCUUCUCCUUUUUUUUUUGCGGAGGUAAGACCGAUUUUAGUGCUUUAUUGCUUUGUCUACUAUUAUCAUUGAAUAUAAAAGGAACUACAAAUCUGAACAAAACUUUCAUAAUUGAUCGUACGGAACUUAUUUCAAAUUAUGUUAUUUAAAAGUUAAUGUAAGCAAUAUGAAUAAUAUCAUAGAAAUAUACUACUUAGUGCCAUUUGUUUAAACCAGUCAAUACGACUUUUAGAUUUUAUUAAUACUUUCCCUUCAGCUGGUUCGCCAAGUUUUUCAACUUCAGGUUCUUCUCAUGAGGAGUAGAAAUCGGUAUCAGAGCAUUUAUAGUCUGAAUCAGCGCUGUCGUCACUGUCAUAAAAAGGAUCUUGUGGCUCUUCCAAAUCAAAUAAGUUUUUGGCUGUAUCUUCCAUUUGUUUUUGCUUGAGAGCGCGAUUCAUCCUGAAACGCAGUAAAUACUGUUAUACUAGAAAACACUGCUGGGAUAAAAAUAUUCUCUGUUUGAUUCAUUACAAUCAGCGCUGUCGUCACUGUCAUAAAAAGGAUCUUGUGGCUCUUCCAAAUCAAAUAAGUUUUUGGCUGUAUCUUCCAUUUGUUUUUGCUUGAGAGCGCGAUUCAUCCUGAGCAUUAGAUACUGUUAUUCUAGAAAACACUGUUGGGAUAAAAAUAUUCUCUGUCUGAUUCAUUACUGUUAGGAUGUAUAAGUCCUAGAAGGCAUAUAUUUCACGGUUAUAUAAAAAAACUUUGAAAAUGGAUAACCAUUUUCAAUUUCGUUGCAACACAAAACUACAGCCGCAUCAUAUUCUAGUUCAAUCAGAGAGUGCAGCAAGCACCUCUACCGGUUUCGAAACUUAUUAGUCUCUCAUCAGGAGGUACAUAUGCUGCUCUCUCUGACCCAACCAGGACAAACCCCGGCGUGCAGUUACGGAUUGCAACGAACGAAAUGACAGGGAUGCCCUAGCGGCAACUGCUAGCAAAAGACUAAGUUUUCAAUCUAAUAGCACAUAAAAUAAUACUAAAAAUAUUACUCUACAUCCCACCAGAUUGAAAACAAUGGGAACCUUCUCUGGUUACACCUCCGAGGCUUCUAAAAUUUGUAAGCCAUAACGGAUGCUGAGACUAAAGAAGAUGAGGGAAUUUUACAAUUUAUAAUUCACGUCCCAUCUGCUCAGCGCGGUAAAGUUCCAACGAGAAUGGUCCCAUCUACCCCGCUGAGCAGUUUUUAAUUCCAAACAACUUUUCAUAAUAGAUAUUUUCAAUAUUGUGAAAAAUAAAGCUACUUUACUCUUGAGUGAUAUUCAAACUUUUUGACAUACCUCGUAUAACAUUCAUAAAAUUUGAUAUCUGAUGGUUGAAUCCUGGGUUUUGGACCAUGCAGAACUUUUUAUAAAGAAUAACUUUUUUUCGUAAAAUUAAUAAUAAAAAAGUUUGCCAUAUGGAUACAACUUACAGGGACAUACUGUAUAUUUUGGUUUUUUCAACUAAACAGUUGAUUACAAGAUUAUUAAAAAAAAAGACCAAAUGCUUCAGUGACAUUUUUUGCGCGUCCUUACAACCAGGUGGAUGAAUCAAUAUACCGGGUGUCCACUUAUAUUUUCCCCCAUUUUAACUACCUAUAACUUCUAAACGGCUUAAGAUAGAAAUAUGCGGUUUUCGAUGAAAUGUUUUAUUUUAGUAAAAGUUUUGCCUGAAUGGAUUGAGAUUUUUAUAUCGCUUUCAAAUACGAAAAGAAAAAUGGCGGAUUUUUGAAAAAAACGUUGUUGAAUUUUUUUUUAUGGAACACCCAGUAUAUUUUUUUGUAAAUUGAAAGAAAGGUCAUUCACCUAUCCAGCGAUAUAAAGUUUUUCAAAAUCGGUUGUCAAAUCACUGAGUAAUUAAUUUUUAAAAUGAGCGGUGCAACGUGGAUAUCACAUAUCACAUACCUAAAUAACAUAACUAAGCAAAAUGAUAUUAUGUUAUGUGAUUUCCACAUUGCAUCUUUCAUUUUAAAAAUUAUUUGCUCAGUCAUUUGACAACCGAUUUUAAAAAAUUUAAUAUCGCUGGAUAGGUAAAUGACCGUUUUUUCAAGCUACAAAAAAAUAUACUGGGUGUUUCAAUAAAAAAACUCAACAACGUUUUUUUCCAAAAAUCCGCCAUUUUUUAUUUAAAAGCCACAUUAAAAAUUGUCAUUUACCUAAAAACUUGAAAAAACGGUCAUUUCCCUAUCCAACGAUAUAAAUUUUUUAAAAAUCGGUGGUCAAAUGACUGAGCAAUUAAUUUUUAAAAUGAGAGAAGUAAUGUGGAAAUCACAUAACAUGAUAUCAAUUUACUUAGUUGUGUUAUUUAGGUAUGUGAUAUCCACGUUGCACCUCUCAUUUUAAAAAUUAAUUACUCAGUGAUUUGACAAUCGAUUUUGAAAAACUUUAUAUAGCUGGACAGGUGAAUGACGUUUCUUUCAAUUUACAAAAAAAUAUACUGGGUGUUCCAUUAAAAAAAGUCAACAACGUUUUUUUUCAAAAAUCCGCCAUUUUUCUUUUCGUAUUUGAAAGCGAUAUAAAAAAUUCAGUCCAUUCAGAUAAAACUUUUACUAAAAUAAAACAUUUCAGCGAAAACCGCAUAUUUAUAUCUUGAGCCGUUUAGAAGUUAUAGGCAGUUAAAAUGGGGGAAAAUAUAAGUGGACACCCGGUAUUAUGACUUCUUGUUCGAUAAGUUAGUGGUGGUGUGCUCCAUUUUUAAAUCUUAUCUUUUCUCAAAGGGGUCACAAUCUGACACAGGUUUUGCGGAAAUCAAAAACAACUUACCGAUAUAAAAGUAAUCAGAUAUUAAUUCAUCAUUAUCAUCACUUUCAUUCUGUUCAAUUAUAAUAAGCUCUCACUAUACUACUCGUGAAGUUUAUCGAAGUUCAGCAAGUAUGAGAGUGUAGAGAGGUACUUCAUGCGACUUCGCUUCUCCUCGGGCUACUUCCAUUCUAUGUCGGUUUUUGCGACCGAGUCAAAGGACUCGAAGUUAGUUCUUCCCCGCGCGAAUGUGUCCUUGAAGUUGAACGAGUGUGUAGAGAUGCACUUCGGACAACUUUCCCUAGUAUGUACUUCGUCGAGGAACUUCGCGAGAGUGUAGAGCUCGCUUAUGAUUCUUAUCAUGGCUGUCUAAACUUUCAUUAUCUGAUUCUAAAUACAGAAUCGAUUUCGAUAUCACUAAAUUGAUUGUCGUCAUUAUAUACAUAAUAGUUUUUCUAACUCCACUUGAGUUAGGGAACGUUUACUUGAACUUGCCAUUUAUUUAUUUAUUUCAACUAAAAAAGGAUAAUUAGUUUUUUAUAAAUAUUAGUAGGUAUUAGUAAUAGUAGUAGAUAUUAUUUAAUUUUAAACUGUAAUCUUCUUCUAAUAUCACUAAUAAAAUCAUUCCUUAAAAACAUACUUUCUAUCCAAUGACUAUUUAAUAGAAAAAUAUAUACGUAUCUAGUGUACCUUGCGGCGGCUAUACCUUAAAUUUGUUUCUGUAUUAUAUAAAAUGUAAUAAGGUUAAAGCUUUACAAGUCGAAAAACAUAGGAGCAAAUUAUAUAUAUCGAGACAAAAGAAACAUCUAAAAGCAUUAUUUUGUAUAACAUGGAUAUUCAUGAUACUAUUUAAAGACAUCUACCAGCUGUUGUAUUUAAAGUUGACGAUCAAACGUAAGUUUAUCUUCGUUUAGUAUGAUUAAUAAAUGUUACUUAUUUUUUUUACUUAUUAUAGUUAACUUAAGAAUCUAUAAUCAAUAAAUGUGUUAUAAGUGUUAAA
Diabrotica virgifera virgifera (western corn rootworm) is the source of this 7122-nucleotide messenger RNA. It is a transcript of the gene Tmep, whose product is annotated as transmembrane protein 184B. The record is from RefSeq and is a predicted model, not a curated record. The transcript has 2 exons. Gene Ontology annotation, molecular function: transporter activity. Gene Ontology annotation, biological process: transport. Lineage: Eukaryota; Metazoa; Arthropoda; Insecta; Coleoptera; Chrysomelidae. The coding region runs from base 287 to 1420 and encodes 377 amino acids.